CUCUCGACUAGGGACAUGCGCAGCGAACCACGGAACGACAGGUGCGCGCCGCGCCGACAACCGCGAAUCGCUUAGUUUCGGGUAAGCGCAUGAUUCGUUUCUGCCGCUCUGUUCUCACUUCGAGACAAGCCGACCCGCCAGUCGCUCGCGACUCUGUCUCUGAUUCGGUUGUUCGCUCUCGCUAAUCUCGUGUCAUCAACGUUUUCUCUUCUGGUCCUCUUAUGAAACCAUCGACAACCGGAAGAAAGAUUGUCCGUUGGUGACGAUCGCACGAUCGUGGAUUCUCUCACUGUGGAGAGGAUCAUCUGCUAGAUCCCAUCAGCUGUCAACGCCCUGAAACAAGGAGGAGGACCCAUCAGCGCUUAUCGAGAGCGCACGUGUUCUUUCCCUUGUUUGCUUCCUGUCAGUCUUCCUCCUUCGUUGACAGACACAAUUUCUCUUUGAAAGGUGAUGAACGUGUUAUCCGGUUUUUCUCCUCGUUCGGACAUUCGUCGCGCGUUACGUUCACCCCGAUUACCAAUUUAAUAAGGCAAUUUUCUUCUUGAGAUCAUUGAAUCGCGGGGGUGCCGUUAAAAGUAUAUUAAUCGUGCUAAUAAAACAGUGAGUUUUUCUCGCCGAUUUCAUCAAUUCAACGGUGAUUGUGAAUUACUGUGAUUAUCUUGGUGAACGCGUACGAUGCUCUUGAUGAAUGUGGUGCUCUAGGAAAGUUUAGACACGUCGGUAUUCCGGCAUCCCAGGUGGAUCCCUCUCGAUCAUGCACCGAGGACAGGAUCUCUUCCGCACAAGUGUGGGAAUGCGAGCAACCGCGGCGGUCGUCUUCCUGUUUCUCUGCGGAUUCAUCGUCCUACGCAGAGUCGAGGGGAGCGAAGCGUGGUUGAAAACCGUGAAGCUUGCUGAGCUCGGAACAGAGAUUUUACUGCCCUGUGUCCUGAAAUCACCACAGUGUGACGGUCUGCACAGCAUCAAGUGGUACCACGGAUCCACGAGGAUUUUCAUUUUCAGUGAAGAUGCCGGGGUUAUACGCGGCAAUAACGACAUUGCUGCCAGAGCGGACAUAGAGUAUUCGUCGAAUUCAUCUAGAUCGUAUUUGAAGCUAUCCGAAAUUCAACUGAACAACGAGGGUCUGUACAAGUGCGAGGCUACGUAUAUGGCGGUCAACCGCGAAUGCAACAACGUGCAGCACGUUCUUCUUAACGUCACAGUGCAACCAGCGUUUGUACGUGUCAUCGAUGAAAAUUCCAAAAAUACUUUGAGCACUGGCGCCACUUUAGGACCUAUAAAUGAGGGCUCGACAAUAUCAUUGUACUGCGAGAGUGGAGAAGGCAAACCUGUACCUACGGUUGAGUGGUUUAAAGAUGACGAGCUACUCGAAGCAACGAACUCGAGGACUGUCACCGAUACCGGAAUUGGUACUGGCAGUAGUUUACUGGAGAUGCAAAUUACACGAGAAGAGUUAGGCGCAACUUUCACGUGUAAAGUCAACAAUAUUGCACUCGUGGAACCACUAACAGUUGACAUUAACCUAGACAUACAUGUGCGUCCGUUGAAGAUGGAUUUGGAGGGAGUGGUCGGUCACGUUGUGCAGGGUACGAAGAUUUUAUUGCAAUGUAAGGUACAGGCCGCACGACCCGCUGCUAAUGUGACAUGGAAGAACGGAACGCACCUUUUAAGCGAGAGCAAUGAGAGAUUCGAAAUGUUCGAAACAAAAAUACACGAAAAUGAGGAUGGUACGUUCGAGACGAUAAGUUAUCUCGCGUUUACAGCAUCGGUAUACGACAACGGCAAGACGUUCAAGUGUUACGCUGAGAAUUCAGUUACACGUACCGAAGAUCUAAAACCAAUGAAGGAAGCAACAACGAUCGAAGUGUUAUAUCCGCCAAUAAUUAAAAUGAAGCCAAACAACAUAACCGUUAACGAGACAGACGAUUUUUUAAUAUUCUGCGAUUAUGAGGCAAAUCCGGCUACGCUACUAAAGGUGACGUGGUUACGAGACGACGAUGAAUUAGUGUUAAACGAAGAACAUUACGAUGGUGGAAUCACGGAACAAACAGCACUCACAGUGAAAAACGCGACUCCUAGCGACAUGGGUUCUUACAAAUGCAUCCUGGAAAACAACGCCGGUCCAACCGUUUCCGAGGCUACCGUGCAGGUUUCAGUCUUUUAUAAGCCAGUGGUGGAAGUGAUAAUGGAUCCGGAAACACCUGUGAACGAGGCGGAUCGUCAGAAUGUUUCGCUAACGUGCGAGGUCGACGCCGGUAAUCCGGCGAUACUGACAGCCGUCCGUUGGUAUUUGGACGGAGACCUAUUGAAAGAACUUCCGGAUUGCUCGAGGAAUAGCACUGCCAUGACAAGCUCCGAGGAAUCAUUGGCAUUCUGUGACAUCGAUCCCAGCAAAUUGCUGCUGGAAUCUGUCGGCCGCACCUUCCACGGCAACUAUUCCUGCGAGGGGAAAAACGAUGCUGGUUGGGGACCGAACUCCCCGAGCACGUCUGUCAUAGUUUAUUAUAAGCCCGGCCCGGCGUCGAUAACGUAUGAACCUCGGCAAGUGGUGAAGAAACAAGCAUUAUCCAUCACUUGUUUCGUUUUGGAUCCCGGUCGACCGAGGGUGGCAGGCUUCAAGUGGUUGCGCGGCUGGCACCGACUUCCAGACGAGAACGAAGCCACACUCUUCAUCGAGUCAGUUAAUUUGGAAACCGAGGCGAAUUUCACAUGUCUGGCUUACAAUGAAGCUGGUGAUGGAGAACCAGCCACAACGUUUAUCGACGUAUCUGUGGCCCCGACGUUCAUUAAGAAACUCCAUUCGUAUCGCGGCUACGUCUAUAACGCGCCUAACGUGAGCAUCAUGUGUUGGGUCGAAUGCGCUCCGAUCUGCACUAUUUCCUGGCUGAGAGAUGACAUUCCCAUGAACUUCACGAAAACGAAUCGAUACUACGUGUCGAACGUUUAUCAUCCGCCUGACCCAAGGACCGACGACUUCGAGAGCAUCCAAUCGACUCUCAUAUGGAAUCUGACGGUCUGGCCGAACGGUCAGCUCGACCGUGCUGAGGAUAACGUCAAAUUUACCUGCAAGAGCAGCAGCAACGGAAUCGGUCCGGGCGUGGAGAGUUUUACCCACUUUCAUGUCGAGUUUCCCCCAGAGGAUAUUACAGUAUCGAAGAAGAUAAUCGAUGUGAUAGUGGAUACGAUACCGGAAACCGUUGAGUGCAACGCGAAAGCGCGACCAAAACCAAACUUCCGGUGGUUCCGCGAAGGAUCCACUGAUAUCAUUAUGGAAGGUCACGUGUUUGACUUGAAAAUGCCAAUACCACGGCGCAGUAGUGGCACUUACUAUUGUGAGACAUGGAAUCGUCACGGCUCCUUGAAUAUCUCAUUUAUCAUGAAUGUGCAAUUUAAACCAGAAUGUCACAUAGAAAAAGAACGAUUCGAGGGCCAGGAUUAUGUCGUUUGCUCAGCCGUCGCCAAUCCGAAAGAGACGGAUUUCACUUGGUCAUUGAAGAACGAAAACGAUUCGCUGGAGCAAGUCGCACAAAUACGAAACGGAAAAAGUUACAUGCUGCUCGAUACCUCAGUCACUAACUUCCGGACGUACGUGUGCGUGGCAAACAACACAAUCGGCCAUUCCGUAGCGUGUGAACGCGAUAUACCAGCCCACCAUGGAGUUAAACGACAUAUACCUUGGUGGCAUCGAUUGGACGGUAAUCUGCUACUGAUUAUUAUCGUAAUGACGGUGGUCAUGAUACUAGUCCUAAUACUGAUCUGCGUGGCCAUUUAUAUCGUGUGCCGACGAAAACGCAGCCAAUUGAAAUAUCCCAAUCAAGCCGCGAAUAACAAUCAUGUGAACAGCGUGUCGGAAGUUCUUCCCGACUCCGGGACAAAGACGUUCUACGAAAAUUUACCUUUCCACGGGAUCCAAGCGCCACCUAACAAGUUGGUUACUCCUAAGUUUGCCCGAGUUUCGGCUUUGCAUGGCACGUUGCAUUCCAUCACGACCUCGCCGUGUUCCUCGCGGCCACCCAGCAGAGCUGUCAGUCUGUGCGAUGGCAGUUCCGGUUAUGAGUCGACCAUGAGCCACCUAGGCCCCCACUACAACAUUUACAAUGUGCCCAGGAGCAAUUCGCCAGUGCUUAAAUACAACACAUUGAAACCACGGCGGCGCAAACAGAAGCACUCGCAACAAUUCUAUUCACUGCGGCUGUGUCGUCGGCACGAAAACAUCCGCAGGAAAUACGAGCUAUAUGCGAUACCGAUCUAUAAGACGUGCCCGCACAGGAGCGACAGCACGACCACAAUCGCGACGAUCGUCCGGUCGAUGGAGGAUACGCCGUCCUUGACCCACAGCCAGUCGUCGGCAUCGAUCAGCCUGAUGAGCCGAUCGGCGCCGUCGACGCCGAUACCGCCAUCAUCGACGACGCCGCCGGUACCAGCACCGAGGAUGUCUAAAAAAACUGAUCCAUCCAAACACACCUACCAAAAUGUCCCUCCCCCCGUUUUUCCGCCGAAAAACGCUUCGUUGCCUAAGCUUAAGCCCUUCAAGCCGGAAUUCUCGGAUCUCGAUUACGCGGACGUGGACUACAAGUCGUACGGGCCGAUUAACUAUAAAGCUGCCAGUAUCGCGCUCCUUCAAAAGCAACAGCAGCAGCAGCAGCAACAACAAAAACAACAACAAAAACAACAGCUGCAACAGCAACGACUUUUGGAUAGGAGACCGCAGAUGUACGGUACUUCGGACGAUAACGAGGAACUGCUUUAACCCUUUCCCGUUCACUUUUUAUUUAAUAGCGAUUCUACUUCAGCUUUCUCGGGGAGAUGCAAUGAUAAGAUACAUUUAAUGAGUGAGAUAUAUCUCGAUAGACAGCUCGUUAAAACUCGCUAAAUUCGAUUUCUAUGAGACACACGUUACCAUAAUAAAUUUGUAGGAUUAUGAUUCUCGUGUGGAACGAAUUUAACGAGUUACGACUCUGUGCUGCAUAAUGCGUUUGUUCGUACAGACGUAAUUGGCACAAAAAAAUUUUUUCGGUGAAAAUUAAUUAUCCGCUGAAAACUUCUAUCUGAAAAUUCAAAAGGUUUAAAUAAAGCGCUUGUCUUGAUAUUAUCGAAAUACCAAGAUCGAUGAUGUUAUCAGAAAAAAAUUGCAUGAAAAAAGUGCUAAGAUCUUAUUUACGUUUACUGUAACUCAAAAUUCGAUUUUCAUCAAAUUUGCAAAAUUUUUGGUUCCAUUACGAGUCUUUGCAUAAUUAAAAUGAAGGUAAUAGGAUUUGUUCGACAUGCAAAAAGCUAUAAAUCUUUUAUUACAGAUAGUCGAGAUGCACAAUCGCGUAUCUGCGAGUACGUUAAUGCAAUAUUUAAAUGCACUUCAAGAGAACGUCCAGGUACUAUCUGUACAGAUAUUGUACCUGUACAGGUAUUGUGUGUACAGAUAAAUGUAUACUAUAUAUUCUCUUUAUAUACGAUAAUUUAUGUUAUUACGCUGCUUCUAAUAUUUCAUAUCAUUUCAUGCCGUAUAUUUCAAAUUAGACUUUCUCAGAUGGGAUUAGAACUUUGGUUACACAUUUGAACGUUUGGGGGAAAGGUCGAUAAAUCACUCGUUCUCAUUCACUCGCACCGGACACACGACGAUGUACGAACGUCAUAGAACAUGUGACAAAAUUUUAAAACAUUUUUCGAUAUCUGUAAAUUUAUAAAUAUAUUUUUACGAGAUUAUUGAUACAAUGUACAUUUAUACAAGCUAUCGGUAUGUGUUCUGGGAUCAAAUUAUGGAAAUAACGCACGAACCGUUAAUAGAAAAAGGAAAUCUUAUUAAAUAUUAAAUUAAUAAGAAAAAAGAAAAACAUAUCGGAGCCAAAUAUAAUCCCCAUCUAUCUGUUCCAUAUUAUUGUUAUAUAAUUAUUCAUAAGCGGCGUUAGAAUAUAUAUUCUGUUACACAUAUUAUUCUCGAAUAUCUUCCUACAUGCGCGUUUGUAAAUUUGUAAUUACAAGAAUGACGAGUAGUUGUUUGUACAGAUCGACAGUAAACCACAUGUCCCCACUUAAUCGCGGACGCAGUCAAGUGAUUAUGUAUUCGAGAAUCUUGUAAAUAAUGUAUCCUUAUAUCCUUACAUUAUUAAUUAAUAUUAUCGACUUUCAUUAGCCACAGAAUAAUUCGUUACGAUAAUACGUUUCACCGAGUAUUGGUUACAUAAACCAACUCUGCGAUUGUUUGAAAAAUUGUGUUCAACUACCUUAUGCGAAAAAAUAUGUAUAUCCAGAC
Messenger RNA from Trachymyrmex cornetzi, 6247 nucleotides. RefSeq names its product neuromusculin (gene nrm). The transcript has 19 exons. The coding region runs from base 755 to 4750 and encodes 1331 amino acids. NCBI's taxonomy places the organism in Eukaryota, Metazoa, Arthropoda, Insecta, Hymenoptera, Formicidae. The record is from RefSeq and is a predicted model, not a curated record.